Messenger RNA from Gekko japonicus, 1591 nucleotides. RefSeq names its product cytosolic thiouridylase subunit 1 (gene CTU1). The transcript is spliced from 2 exons. The record is from RefSeq and is a predicted model, not a curated record. NCBI's taxonomy places the organism in Eukaryota, Metazoa, Chordata, Lepidosauria, Squamata, Gekkonidae. Gene Ontology annotation, biological process: tRNA wobble position uridine thiolation. Gene Ontology annotation, molecular function: tRNA binding. The coding region runs from base 37 to 1089 and encodes 350 amino acids. Gene Ontology annotation, cellular component: cytosolic tRNA wobble base thiouridylase complex; mitochondrion.
AGCAGCCGCUUCGAGCGCCCUGACCCCCGGUCGGACAUGCCGGCGCCGGUCCUUUGCCAGAGUUGCGGGGCUGGCCGCGCCGCGCUCCGCCGCCCCAAGACGGGCCGGGCGCUGUGCCGCGCGUGCUUCGUGGCGGCUUUCGAGGCGGAGGUGCACGGCACGAUCGUGUCGGCGCGGCUCUUCCAGCCGGGCGAGACGGUGGCCGUCGGGGCGUCGGGCGGCAAGGACUCGACGGUGCUGGCCCACCUGCUGCGCCUGCUCAACGAGCGCCACGGCUACGGCCUGCGCCUGCUGCUGCUCUCCAUCGACGAGGGCAUCGCCGGCUACCGGGACGACUCGCUGGAGGCCGUGCGCCGCAACCGGGGCCGCCUGGGGCUGCCGCUCCACGUGCUCUCCUACCAGGAGCUCUACGGCUGGAGCAUGGACCGCAUCGCCCGCCACGUCGGCCCCAAGAACAACUGCACCUUCUGCGGCGUCUUCCGACGGCAGGCGCUCGACCGCGGCGCCGCCUUGCUGGGAGCCGACAAGAUCGCCACGGGUCACAACGCAGACGACGUAGCUGAGACGGUGCUGAUGAAUUUCCUGAGAGGGGACGUGGGUCGGCUGCGGCGCUGCGCGGGGAUCCUCACCGGUGGCGAGGGGACCUUGCCGCGGUGCAAGCCCCUGAAGCACGCCUACGAGAAGGAGAUUGUCCUGUAUGCCUACUUCCAGGGCCUGGACUACUUCAGCACUGAGUGCGUCUAUGCGCCCAAUGCUUACCGCGGCCACACCCGCACCCUGCUGAAAGACCUCGAGGCCGUGCGGCCCAGUGCCGUGGCCGACCUGGUGCACUCGGGUGAGCGCCUGGCAGUGCGUGAGGAUGUGCGCAUGCCCACCCAGGGCAUCUGCCAACGCUGUGGCUACCUCUCCAGCCAGCCCCUUUGCAAAGCGUGCGUGCUGCUGGAAGGGCUCAACCGCGGCCUGCCCCGACUGGGGAUUGGCAAGCCCAGCCGGCUGCAAAAGGCUCUGACGGGUGCAGAGAAGCCGGAGGCGGGCUUCCAGGAGGACUCUGAACAGUCCAGCAACGCUGUUAGGACUAUAGACUUCUGAGCCUGUGUUUUUCCUGUCUUGGGUGCUGAGAAGCUCCCCCUUUUCUGGUAAAACCUUUCAUGUUGGAUCCAUGCGGCAAUGAACUGUACAGAUCAGGGGUCCCCAGCAUGGGGCCCCCCAACACCUUUCCUGGUGCCUGCUAAGUGCUUUUAGAAAGUGUGAAGAAAUUGUUAAGAGUUAUGUGUAAUCUAACUCCCUGACAUUUUGUGGCCCUUCUGCAGCGGCAGUUUUGCGAUUACGCCCACUGCUGUGUAUCAGAAUUCCAAAGGUGUCCCUAGGCUCAAUAAGGCCGGGGACCCCAGUGAAGACGUUCCCACCCACAGUGAAGUGGAAAGAACACUGUGCCCUACUCAAAGCCAGCUGCUCUCCAACCAAAGGAUGGGGGCACAGGCGCCACUGGGAAUGAGGCUCCAUGCCAUAUGAGAGUCUUUUGCCAUGGUCAAAGAGGAGCCGAGAGAUUAAAACAGUAGACAAAUUAACCCCUAUUAAACUUGAUUAUUGA